CCUGGAAAGAUGGGACUAGAUCAUAAGAAACCAGGACCAGGAAUAGGACAUUCAGCUUAUUUAACAUGACAGCAAAGGGAGGUGCCUUAUUUUUAAACUGUGCCCUCUAGUUCCAGAAUGCCCAGUAAGGGGAAAUAUUCAUUCAAAAAAAUAUUCAACACCUACCCUCUCAAUCUCCCUCAGAAUCUCAUGUUUCAGUAAGAUUUCCUCAGGACCUUGUAUGUUCCAAUAAGAAUUGUACAACAAAAAGGCAACACGGCCAAGCUUAUCUGAGGAGAUGGUUGGUGGCAACAGAUUUGGAGGAGAGUGAGAUGAUAGCUGAAAUGUGAAUAGAUUGAAAUUUGAAUUCUUUGUGAAGAAGUCCCAGUGUUCCGGGUUUCGAUGAGUUUAGCAAACUAAACUAUGGACCUCCCGACACUGAAGCCUCCUGCUACCAGCCAGAAUUGGAAGACCACCCUCCCUCUAAAAGAGGAUGUUCUUCCCCAGUGCAAGUACAGGCAACAGUUGCACAGGCAAUACAUUAAAAAUGCAUCGUUGAACUUGAAAUUCUCCCAGGAUGUAGUUAACUCCAUGCUGUUUUACCGUGUCCCUUUCAAGGAAACAGAUGGCAGAAACUUGUUCAAUCUCUUUGAGGUUGUCCCACCCCAAGAGGUGAAAGAUCACCCUCCCCGCAGGCCUGGCCGUUUGAAGCGAAUUUCACACCACCCUAAGACUCUACGCCAGGUGCCCAAGAAGGAGGCGGAAGGUCAGUGGGCUGCAUGGACCACAGACUGCCCUGAUCGGAGAUCAGCACCCAGCCAUCUGCACAAGGACGCCAUCUCUGCUGAAGUGAUCCGCGUGCCAGAGAGCAGCAGUCUUGUGGCAGGAGCAUUGCAGGCUCCAUCAGUGAAGCAAUGGGGAGACAUUCCCGAGAGAGGGUCAAAAGAUUGUGUUAGCAAACUGAAUGAGCCUUGGGAUGAGUGCCUGGUGAAGAAAAUGAGCAAGAGGACAGCACAGUGGCUGGUGACCAAGCAGAUGCCCAGGGGCCCUUCUCGCGCCAGGCUCAGCAAACUUCUGCAGGACCGUUACGGCUCUGCCUACACCCAUGCCCUGGUAGAGGAUGAGACCAUGACUGCCAGUGAUUUCCACCUGUACGACCAAAUCAAGGCUGAAGAACCCGUUGUGAGUGUAGUUAGGAAAGAGACCAAGACUCCACUGACUACAUACUACAGGGUUCCUGGGUUUCACCUGAAUGAGGGCAUGGAGGAACCUGGAUCCAUAAAUCAAACUGCAGUCAACCUGAAAGUGAAGCACUUUGAGCCUCCAACAAAACCCAAGACCAUUCUGAGCUCAAAGCUUGGGAAACACGUCUAUUAUACUGAGAAUAUAUUUGAGCAAGAUCUAUACACUGGGUCAUCCAGCGUGGUUUACCACCGUGGUGAGAAAUACAAGGAGAGGAUCAUCAUGGACAACCUUUCUGAGUAUCAGAAAAACCUCCAAGAGCGCUUUCCCCAGCCCCCAGAAGAGUGGCUGGAAGACAAAGGAGACAAAGACAAACAGCAGGCACCUCCAGAAUCCAAGAGGGUGUCGAAAGGCUUGAGGCGGUGGACAGGCCUGCCUACCCUCACUGAUUACACCAUGGAGCAAGGACUGAGACUGCCAGACUAUGAUCUGGUGGAAAAAAAAGUGAAGAAAUCCUUUAAAAUGCAAGAGGACCUGCAAGUAAUGCGCAACAUGGUCACGGGAUGGAUCAAAGCUUGGCGCAUCUAUUCGCAUUGGCAGGAUGUCACUAUAGAAGAACUGAAGAGAGACCUCAAAGCAAUACAUAGAAAUGUCCAGCUCAGUGCCCUUGCAACUUGUGCAUCAGGAGCCAUUGAGCGUCCAAAACUGGAAGAAGACAAAGAUGGUAUCAAUCUUCACUUGAGGGAUGCGAGUGAAGUUCAAGCUGUGCCCGAGUCUCUCCAACCACUGAUUAGUGAGGCCCUGAACAGCAAUAACAAGCAUGUGCAAUUGGCAGCAGCGAUCUGCCACGUCACAAUGGAGAAAGUGAAUGAAAGAGUUACAGAGAUCCUACGUGACAAUCUCCUUCAUGGAAAUUCUGCUGAUCGUUGGAUUGCAGCUCAAAGCCUGGCUCUCAAUGGUGACGACAGCUAUCCUGUAGUCAGCAAAAUUAUCCAGCAUCUCUUCGAUAAACCAGAACCAGAGAUUAUGAAGCAAGUCUGUCUGAUCCUGGGCCCACUCAGUGAGAGGACAACUCUGGCACAUUUCAUACUGGCGAAGCAUCUGAACAGCCGCAAUUGGCAAGAGAAGGUGCUAGCAUGCAACGUCUUCUCCUGUCUGCGUGGUUCACUUAACAAGGAUUUAACGCGCAAGAUUGUGCACUUGAUGUGGAAUGACUGGAACAGCAAUGUCCGACAGGCAGCAACACACUCAUUGGGAGCCUUGGGACUGGGGAAGGAAGCCCAUGAUAAGCUCAGGGAGAGAUUGGAGAAGGGGGAUUGCAGGAGCCGAAUCGAGGCCUUGUCUUGUAUUGGUCAGCUCGGAGUGAUGACUGGAAAACUGAUGCCAGGCUUCCUUUCCUGUUUCACUGAUGAUUCUGUGGGUGUGAGGCGAGAGGCGUGCCUGACAGCUGGUUUUCUGAAGAUAGAAGAUGACCAGGUCCUUCAACAUCUGGUGCGACUGAUGCAGUCUGAUCACAUCUGGAAAAUCAAGGCAUAUGCAAUCAAGGCUUUAGGAGCCAUUGGUCAUGUGACUGAGCAGCUGAAGGAUUUGCUUCUCUGGGCACUCCAUUACGAGCAAGAGCCUGGCAUCCGAAUGGAAGCCUGUAACAGUAUUGUGUCCCUGAACCUGAACGAUGCUAAUGUGCAGAAUAUUUUAAGAGAGCAGCUUCUGGUCGAGUCUGACCCACUUGUCCGCGAAGAUGUGAGCUUAGCGCUGCAGAGUCUAGGGGGGAGCAGCGAAGUCAAUGAAGGGAUGCUGCCAAAAAUCAAACAACAGAUCAAGACGCUGUGUCAGAAAGAUGUUGUCAUUUGGAAGCUGCUAAGGGUGGAGAUGGUGAAGUUGAAUAUUGCCCAGCAGAUUGAGAGGAUCGAUCUCAAGAAACAACCGGAGCAUCUGACAGCCCUGCGUGAACAGAUUGAGCAUCUGAACAAGAGCGUGAUUGCUCCCCGUCUCCCUUCGAUGGAGAUCAACUCUGAAGAUGACGUUAAGGAAUGUGAGGCUGAAAUUCAGUCAAUUCUGGACAGCUCUAGUCCAGCAGCUUUGCAGCUGAAAAAGGAAAAUCACUUGGUCGAGUGCCAGCUGAAUGGGGAGUGGCAAACACUCAGUGAGGAUGAACUGCACUAUUCCAAAGCGCUGAGGAAGGGCAAGUUAUAGCAGCCUGUCAGCCAUAUAAUGUACAACAGCCAAUUAGAAAAGGAAUUAAAGCACAGAAGAGAUGGAGACAGAAAGUUAAGUUUAAUAAAUAAGCCAGAAGUAACAGAUGGAAAUAAUCAGAGUGAGUGUGUUUCUGAACACAGCACUGAACUCUUCCUAUAGUGUAUGGGAAUACUUCAUUUUUAUAUACAGAGCCAUCAAAUCUUUGCAAAGUUUAAUUGAGCAUGCUCUCUGUCAAGUGGAUCAAUAACCAGGAUUAAUCACGUAAAAUAAUUAGCAAGCCAGUUAGGACACCAGCUUGGUGUUGUGAAGGCUGAUGGAAUCAGAUUGCAGAGGCAAAAGUUGGUGAGUGGUACUAAGACGGACAGCUGCAUGAGCUAGCACUUGCUUGUUGGACUGAAUAGUCUUUUACACUUUAACACUGGAAUUUCUGUUCUAUCAACCAACAGAUGUCUUCUGUUCCGUGGAACUCUGUCUAUAAACAAUCUUCUCUUCAUCUAAUGGAACAAUUACUACCUGUUGUUUUUAAUUAGACAUUCAGUGAUACAGAACUUGAGUAUUAUUUAAAAAACAACACAUUUGUCCAAGUUUUGCUUUUUACACUCUUCAGGACAAUUUACAAGAAUACUAAUUUGAGGGGAAAAAACCCACAUUUUAUAUUGGAUGAGAGGAUAGUGAUUUGUUGGCAGGCACAGUGGUGUUGCCAUGGAGAAUACACCCAUUAAUGCUGAUUGACAGCAGCUUGGUUUUGUCGAAUUCAAACAGGUGCAGUAUGUAUACACAUUCUUUCUGUUUGUAAAGCACAGUGCCCAGUGUAUAAAUAUGUAGCUUCCAGUAUAAAUCCAACUGCUAAAAUCAGCUCAAAAAUUCUUUGCAUAAAGAUUAGAUAAUUUUGAAUCUGCAAAGUGUCCCAAACUGUUAAUUACUUGGUGCAGAAACAAUAGCUUAACUGUGACAACAGGUUUCGGGUAAUGGUUUCUCCGCCUAAAAAGUGUCAAGUUACUUAAAACAUUUGUCUUAUGCCAAUUUAAAAACUGUAACAUCAAGAAAUUAUUGUAUUCUGGCUUUCAGUUUAAUGGCUGAUAAUUAUUUGGCACACUGAUGAAAUUAAUUUUAACAUUGCUAUGGGCAAGUCCAAGCACCUCACUCAAGGACAGAAGGUGAUGUUACUGUCUGAGUGGAUCAUCUAACAAAGGGACGGGCAAGAAUGAAAGCAUGUCCUCAAAUCCAAUCUCAAGGAGCUUUUGACAAAAUAAAAUGACCCCAUUACCUCAGUUUUGAUGUUUGCACUACUGUGCCAUGCUUCUUUUGAGGAAGGGGGAAAUCUUAAUGGCCUUAUUUCAACUAGAAAAGAGCAAACUCCUAGGUUCAAACCCUUCAACUAGCAAAAGGUUUGGCGUUCAGUCUGUUUCAUUGAGUCACAGACAUGAUUUAUGUUAGAUGAAUUACAGAAUAGUGGGGGAACGUGUGCCUAAGAUAUAUGGGCAAAAAUUAGUUUAGGUUUCCGGAUUUGUGUUCUUUCCUUCUAUCAGAAUGUUGGGCCUGGUAUCCCAGCAAAAUGUGGUCAGUAAAUCAGAGGCCCUUCCUCCAGCCUUGGUCACAAAUGCAUGGGAGAGAUAGUAGAAGACUUGCUAUUUGGUUGUCAUACAUUAAUCUCUGUGACUUUACAAGGGGGUGGUCAGUGUUUCUAAUCUGAGAGUAAAUCACCAAACAAUGGUUUCCCACCAGAUUUUUUAAAAAAAUCUGCUAAUAAAGUAGCAAACUAUAAUUAAUGGAAUUUAGAAGCGAGGUGGAGUCUAGGCCAAUUUUAAUCAUAGAAAAUAGGCUGAGUAGAGCAAUGUUCUUCACUGGAGCAAAUGGAAUGCACUGCCUGAGAGGCUGGAGCAGGCACAUUCAAUUGCAACAAUCGAAAGGAAAUUAGACUAUUAUCUGAAAAUGAAGAAUGUACAACAUUCCAGCAGUAUGACAAAAUAAAUUGCUCAUUUGAGAGCCAGUGUAGGCAACAGCCUUAAACAGUUCUGUGAUCUGCGUAGUGUUUGUGAAUAACGUGUACUGUACAGGAGUAUCUGCAGUAGCUCAUGUAUCAAUGCAGAAUAACCCCACAUACCUGUUUUCCUAUGAAAUACAGUCUAGGGCAGUUGAAUGGGCUAGGUUAAGUGCAUCUGAUAAGCUAGUCUGGUCCAUUUUGUACAAGGGGUAAGUCAGAAAUGGAAUUGAAAUGAACAUAAUUCAUUACACAACAUAUCAGGUUCAGAAAUACAUUGAGUCACAUUUAUUCAGAUUCUUGAAAUAGUUUCCAAUCAGUGUAAAAUCAUUUAUUGUAAACAUUCAUUCCGAUCACACUGACAGUUCACAGCUUCACCCAUGACGCAGUCUCACAAUCAUUUACAAUAUGGUCUACAUAAUACGUAGCGUCAUGGCCACUUGCGACACAGCCUUAAGGGGCCAUAUACAAUACACAAAGUCAUGGCCACAUUACAUGUAGCUGCAGAAAGCAGGUACAAAACGCAGCCUCUCUGCUCUCACGACACACGGGACAAGUACUCAGCAUUGGUGCCAUGUAUUACCCACACGGUGUGAAAAGGGUACACAAUUCACAGCCUCAUAGCACAGUUUCAUUGAGCUAAUCCAUCUUUCAAAGAAUCUUUUCUUGAUACCUCAUCCAACUAUUGAGCUUGGUACAUUUUAAGCUUAAAAUCUUGAAGGAAAAAAAAGCCUUACUUUUAAAAAAAUCCAACGAAACGGUCAUGGUCAGGUUGCAAUGUUGCUCAAGGCCUGACUGUGACCCCACACUCAAUCAAACUAUAAUGUCAUCGAACCAAAGAAUAAAUAAAACCACAGUGAUAUGUAGCAGGCAUCACACAGUAUUAACCAAAAAAAACCCCCCAUCAGAACGUGUCUCUACUCCAGCCACGGUUUUCACUAUCAGAACUGGACUGGAAUCGAGACUUGCCCUCAGAAUAUGGCCUGAGCAUCAACAUCAACAUCCAUUCACAAUAUCCUCCAUUUCACAAUCCUUAUCACGUACAAUACACACUCACAAAUUCCACCCCAGAUAUUUUCUUAAAAAAAAACUUAGUCCUGUUUGAGAAAGCACAUUUUCAUCUGAAUGUAAUUCUCUAUCAAGGCAUAAAAUUAAUAAACAAUAAGAAAUAAAUGGUAUGCAAAUUGACAGACUAGUUUCUGGCUGUAGGAAUCAGUAAGGAUUCCACAGGGCAGCUCUUGAACUGUGGGAAACUGCCACACAAAUGUAUAUUUGAGUUACAAAAUCCACAGUAUUACACUCUGACACAUGCACUCACGCAGACCCAGACUCUCAAAUACACACACAAACCAAAUCAUGCACACAGAUUGAGACGCACCUGCAUGCAGUCCAAGACAUAUGCACACAAACACAGUGUGCACAAGCUUGCGCAGCAGUCACUGUUGAUCGGUAUUCCCACUACUUCACUCGUUUCAUUUAAUGUUCCAUUCUGUCGACUUUCGCCCUUCAGGCAACACAGCCUGUGUUGCAGGGCAUACAGAUCUGUGACACCUGCAGCUGGUCGGUUUAGUCCAGAUGUGAAGCCAUCGAGACUCCUCCAUGAUCUGCAGCAAGUUUUAGAGACUAUCACUGCGGAAUGAUGGAAAUGUACUGUGUAAAGACAAUUCUUUUUUACAAAAUCUUCUAAAUUGCUUCCCAAUUUGGGAGGUCAAAUAUCUUCUCAUGGGUCCAACUGGCUGUUCUCUUCAGCAUGUUCACAAAGGUGCUUGGGAACAUCCUGCAAAAAUCAAUUGAAAAGGUUUCAGAAUACCAUGGGCAGACAGACAAGGAGUGAAGGCCUUGUUCCACACCCACACUGUCCUGACAGGUGAGACUGCAAACUCCAGCUCGGACAGGUAACCCGUACAUUUGAACAAACCCCUCAGUUAGGUUCCAGUCUGUAACUCACUCACAAGAAUCUUAUUUAUUUAUCUAUCCAAGACACACUCUUCAAAACUCUUGAUUAGAUUCAAGCCUGGUCUGAGUAUCUGAUAUCGUACACAGUAUGUUGCAGACUGUAACUCACCCAACCACACAAACCUGCAAUGAGAUUCAUGCCUUUAGUUCACUUCCAUUAUUUUUACCACACUACAUAAAAACUCAUUAUAAACCCCUGAUUAGAUGACAGCCUGUAACUCACUCCUAAGUGAUUGUCAAAUAAACUGGGCUGGUGCUGAUUAGAUUCUCACUUAUAAUUUUGCCUCAGGUACAGAGUGCUGAUUGGAUUGGCCUUGACUAGUAAUUUUUAAUGUGACCUUGUUCUUUCCUAGCCCCUGGACUUUCCUCACCUGUUUGGACCCAUUUUUCACAGAGAAGAAACCAUCACAGUUGCGCCAGCGACACUUCAGGGUCUGGAAGGAGGGAUUGUGGUGAUCAGA
Messenger RNA from Stegostoma tigrinum, 7755 nucleotides. RefSeq names its product HEAT repeat containing 4 (gene heatr4). NCBI's taxonomy places the organism in Eukaryota, Metazoa, Chordata, Chondrichthyes, Orectolobiformes, Stegostomatidae. Gene Ontology annotation, molecular function: oxidoreductase activity. The transcript is spliced from 17 exons. Bases 403 to 3354 code for a protein of 983 amino acids. The record is from RefSeq and is a predicted model, not a curated record.